Messenger RNA from Porites evermanni, 3551 nucleotides. Lineage: Eukaryota; Metazoa; Cnidaria; Anthozoa; Scleractinia; Poritidae. The record is from the annotation of a GenBank genome assembly.
AUGUGUUCCACUUCAGCAUCCAACGCCUCAAACAGCUCAGUUUCUUUCACUCCUGAACCCGAAGCAUUACGAAUUACCCGCACGGUCUUGUUCAGUCUGAUAGCAGCUCUCGCCUUGGUUGGAAAUUAUGUGGUGUGUCGAGCUGUCUGGAGAUUUACCGGAGCCAAACCGAUAGCACAUUACCUUGUCAGUAACUUGGCUUUUGCUGAAAUUAUCAACAUGGUUUGUACAGUGUUCAUGUUCCACGCAUAUGAACCACCAUGGUCUUGGGAGCUUGGGAGUGUCAUGUGCAAGAUUCUCGCCCCUCUACAGCUUACAAGUUCUCUGGUUAUCACAGCAUCCCUGGCCAUUCUUGCUGUCUACCGAUGCGUCUUGCUAAUUAAACCCAUGAUCACCAAGCCAACACGUAGACAAACGUGUCGUGUUAUACUUAUCUGUUGGGCGGGAUCUAUUGGUCUGUCGGUUCCUGCGGGGCAUUUUCGCGUCUUAAAAUCAUGGGACGAAAACUGCGAGUUGCGUCUCUGUGAGGAAGAAUUCCCCCAAGGAUUUGAACACUAUCAGAACAUUUACUCCAUCGUCCUAUUCGUAGUGAACUUUGUCUUGCCAUUUGUAAUAAUGGCAAUUUCUUAUUCCCUGGUCGAUAAGAAGAUCAGAGAACACAUCUUUGUCAAACAACGGCUCAGGGACGAGCAAAACAAGGCUAUGUCAACUGUUACUCAGAAUUCUGUGUGUACAGAGGAGCCACAAUCAACGAAAAGAGGCAGUAUGGUUUUUAGCCAAUCAGGUGGCGUAAACCAUGAGGAAAUACAGCUCGAGUAUGUUGCAACCAGCAACAUCAAAGACGACGAGAGAGGACAACAACGGGAAAGCCAUGACAAGUACGUCACGUUGAAAGAAGACACUGACCAAACUGAGAGCUCACCAAACGUUCGGACAGUUACGAAAAACGACAACAGCGCAUUUGAGCUUGAAAACGACCUCCUAAAAAUGAUUUAUGCUUUGGUGCUAGUCUUUGUAAUUUGUUACAUCCCAUAUCAAGUUAAUUUCCUUCUAGUCGAAUUCCAAGUUAAGGCAUUUAUGGCCUGGCCUCCUCGUCACAUUCUUAGGAGGCAUAUUUAUGUCCUGGGCUGUUUGCCAAGCGCCCUGCAUCCUGUGUGCUACGGAAUGAUGAGUAAGUUCUAUCAUAAGGCCUUUAUAAGGAUAAUAGCUUGUAGAAAAUACAAGACUCAAAAUGCCCAUUAGAAGCGGGUACUACUGAUACGGCUCCCGGGUAACCCCUAUAAUGGCCUAAAAGGUGAGGCUUGGCCAGAACGUGGUACCCUUUUUACGCUUCAAGUUUAUGAAAUGGAGAGAAAUCUGUCAUUUCGUUUCGAACAAAGGCCUAAAAGUGCUAACGGACUUUGUAUGGCUGUCAAAAUGUCGAGAAUACGUUCUGGUUUUUUGAUUUAUUCAUAUUUAAAAGACAUAGCAUUUACAGCAUUUAAAAGGGAUGCAAAGUUCUAAACUAUAGGCGUGUGAAAGGGAUACCACUUGUCAAUAGAGGGUACACGAAACUGGGGGUACCAUUUCUGUCAAAAACUGUACCAUGUCUGAUAUAAAAAGCUAAGUGGUCGGACCUCGGGCCGGAGCCUCCCCGUAUAAAUAAUCGGAUUAAUUUGUUUUAAGAAAAAAUGUAACAUUAAGAAGACACUAUAGCUAUAGCGCCCGUUGGUGUUCGACUAUACAGGUUUCACUACUGGCAUCUAGAGAGAGUUCUUAAUACAGUACUUUUAGUUCAGUUUAAGCCUCAUGAGGAUUACUCUAACAACUGUUGAGUUGUUUCAUUUAUUGGCCGAGUAUAUGGCCACUGACCAGAAACGUAGAAAUUGGAAAUAACAAGCUUAAUUAUAAGUUGUUAUAAGCGAUAAAUUGAUGAUGAUUUUUCGGAGAGUAGGAGAUCUAAUUUGUGAAAAUAUUUCAUGGCAUAUUAGUCAAAAGGAAGUACAUGGGCGGAUAUAAGGGGGCGCAUGAACCACUUCAACCCUAUCUUAAUCCUCCCGUAAAAUGAUAUGCCAUAAACGUUCUUGCUAACUGGGCCAUUUUCUAGUGGUUAUUUUAAAAGCUGUGAUACAUGACAGGUACAUAAGCUUUUAAGGUACAUAAUUGUAUGUCACUGAAACAGUGUAGUCAUUUUUUCAACUUCUGAUAAGUGACAGCAGUCUACAAUAGGGCCCCUGACGUCCACUGGAAUUAAAGCAAACGCUGUGCUUUUUAUGAGAACUUGUCUAUAUUUAAAAAUCAAUUGUCAGUCCAGUUUCUUGUCAGUGGCGGUGUGUUACGUUGUGUUGUUGUUCACGUAAUCUUUUCAUUUUAGAAGUGAACUGUAAACUUAGGGCGCUUUCCAUUUGUCAGAAGUGACCGGCCAGACCAUUCCUGCAUGUCUUAAUGAAAAUUUCACGUUUAAUCAAAACUAUCCGGCCAGAUCAGUCAGAUCCUAAAUAGCAUGCACGAAGGAGAUGGCUUUUAAGCAAAAACCCUAAAGAAAAAGCCGAUUUCAUUUGAUAUCUGACUAGUCCAGCCGGCCAGUUCUGACAAAUGGAAAGCGCCUUUAGUGUAAAUUUCGAUCAUAUUGUAAUUUGUUGGUUGUGCAGUGCAAGCACACAGUUCAGUGCAUUAGUCUACAUUAUAAAUGAUUUCUAUUUCGAGGGUGCUCAAUAGGAUCCCCCCCCCCCCCCCCUUUUUUAGGGUGGGGGUGGGGGGUUUUAAAAAAAAAAGGGGGGGGGUGUGGGGGGUUAAAAAAAGGAGAAAGGGCGGGGGGGGGGAAAAAAAAAACAGGGGGACAGAAAUAUGCAAAAAAUUUGUCUGAGUAGGGUGACGGGGAAAAAAAAAAAAAAAAUUAUAUAUCUGACAGGCCCAGCGGGCAAGUUUGAAAAAAGGAAAACGCCUUUAGUGUAAAUUUUGUAUAUUUUUUAAUUUGUUGGUUGUGCAGGUGCAGCACCAAAUUUAGGUGAAUUGUCUUCAAUAUAAAUGGUUUUUUUUUCGGGGGGGCCCAAAAGGAUCCCCCCCCCCCCCCUUAUUUGAAGGUUGGGAUUCGGGAUUUUAAAGCAAAAAGUGGGGUGACGUUCGGGAUUAAAAGGAUGCACGAGACGCGGGACGCCGAAAACAACCAUCGGGAUUACGAAAUUGUGCAAAAAUUUGGAUCGGAAUGCCGAGACGGAUAAUAAUAAUAAUAAUAAUAAUAAUAAUAAUAAUAAUAAUAAUAAUAAUAACAAUAUUUUAUUCAAAUACAUGUGCAUAUAAACAUGACGAACCCUUUAAGGGGACCUUUUAUUCCUAUUAUGAAGUAACACUGGGGAUUUGGUACUUACUUAUAGAAGUUUAUGUACUGUAAUAUAAGCGAUUGGUAGUGUAGAAGUUUAUCAAAAAUAAAGAGAUUAAUCGGCUAAAUUGACAUUUGCGUAUCUUGAAUAGGGUGGGGAUUUAAUUUUUUCCGCUGCAAAGACGCAGCGGCUAUAAGCAGGCAGUCAACAAAAGCUACAGAUCUGAGAAACGUAUUUUUGAAAACCCCUUGA